This is a messenger RNA of Schistosoma margrebowiei, 1976 nucleotides long. The record is from the annotation of a GenBank genome assembly. Lineage: Eukaryota; Metazoa; Platyhelminthes; Trematoda; Strigeidida; Schistosomatidae.
ACAAGGUCAGUUUGAGGGACCCUCGUUUUUUGUACCUUUUGGAUAUCGGUUAUGUCCUGUAAAACACGUUAUUAGAAAGCUUGCUUAUAUUUGACUUUUUGUUUGGAAGAUCGCAUUGCACCUGUGCCUCUUCAUUUCAUUCGUUUUAUAUGAUCUCUUAUUGAGCCUGGUCACUCAAUCGAAUUCGAUCUCAAGAUAUCUGAAAAAAAUUAACACUUGUUCUUCUCUUUCAGAUUUUUUAUUGCCUAGUUGGUAGCUGCUCUCUGAGUAAUUCACUCGUAUUUCCCAUACGACGUAUUUGCUAAUAUAGCUUGACUAGCAACUCGGAAUUACAUUAGUAGGAUGACGGGGACCGACGAGGAAUUGAAGGAAGCUGCUGAAAUGGAUCACCAUCAUUUCGUCAAAACUCUGUCGGCUUUUAGGUUUUUUGGUCCACAUCUUCUUAAAAGAGUCGAACGCUCGCGAGCUUAUUAUUACUCGUUACCGUCUACUCACCAUAAACUUAUUCGUGAAUUUGAUGAUAACCUCAAAAAGGUUGAGGAAUGCAUCCUGCACAACAAUGAUUUAAUAACCAGCAUUAUUAAGCAUUCCGCUCCAGAUAUUUUCAACGGGGAACAUGCUUGUGAGUUGAAUGGGACAGUUGGUUCAUCAAACGGAACAAAUUUGGAUGGCAGUCACGCGGUCGGUCCCCGGGAAAAAAUUGGUCCUUUUGCAUUUACAAAUACAGAAAUGGACAAAGUUCGGUCAGCUUUAAAACAAUUUGUAAGAGAUUGGUCGGUUGAAGGAAAACCGGAGCGAGAUAUAUGUUACCAAUUUGUACUUAAUGAUGUUUUAGAACUGUUUAACCCGAAGAAAGUAAAUCCUGCGAAUGUUAACAUCCUAGUCCCAGGGGCUGGCCUUGGUCGAUUGGCUUGGGAACUUGCUCAUCUUGGCUACACAUGCCAAGGAAAUGAAUGGAGCUUGUACAUGCUUAUUCCAGCUUAUUUUAUUCUAAACACAUGCAAACAAGUUAAUGAGUAUAAAUUGUAUCCAUGGGUCGGUCAAUUUUGUAAUAAUAUGUCACGUGAAGAUCAAAUAACCCCGGUUCAUUUCCCUGAUGUAUGUCCAGCAGAUUUACCUGCUAAUGUUCAAUUUUCUAUGGCAGCUGGAGAUUUCGUUGAAAUUUAUACUGAUCCAAAUACAUGGGAUUGUAUAGCCACUGUGUUUUUUAUUGACACAGCACAUAAUAUUCUUAGUUAUUUGGAUACAAUUUGGCGUAUACUUAAACCUGGCGGUUAUUGGAUCAAUUUUGGUCCAUUAUUAUAUCAUUUCUCUGAUAUACCUGGUGAAGAUUCUUUAGAAUUAAGUUAUACAGAACUUCGUUUAGCUAUUAAACGAUUAGGUUUUGAAAUUGUGCGUGAAAAAUCUAAUAUUCAAUGUGGUUAUACACAAAAUUCAUCAUCAAUGCUAUCAUAUAAUUAUAAUUGUGUAUAUGGUUUAUUUCGUAAACCAUUCAUAACAACAAUAUCACCGACAACUGAAACUACUGUAACCAAAUUAAUGUCAACAUUGAAUACCACUACUUCAACUCUCAAUGAUAUGGAAUAAUAGUAAUAGAAACACAAUUUUAUGUAAUAAACCCUGCCAAUCAAACAUUCUUAUUAUAAGCAAAUGAUUGUUUUGAUGUUCAUUUCAAAGUGUUCAAGAUUUGAUAAUAAAAAUUUAUUAUUUUUUUUUAGGUUUUUUAACUUUACAAUCGUUCUUCUUUUUUUCUUUCAAAAUGGUAUUACAUAAUUCAUUGAAUCCAGUUAAUGCAUUGUAUUCUUAUCUGAAUUAAUGAAUAUUCAAUACAGUAUAUGAAAGUGUUGUAGUGCCUUUGUUUAAAUGAUUAGACUGUCGUCUAUUUGAACAACAACAAUUAAUUACCAAUCAACUUUGAUCCAUGUAAUUUAAUUGUAAAGUAUAUAUACAAAUAUAUAGGAUUGUUCUUAUCUUUA